Onthophagus taurus is the source of this 527-nucleotide messenger RNA. RefSeq lists its product as uncharacterized. Gene Ontology annotation, molecular function: single-stranded DNA binding. Gene Ontology annotation, biological process: double-strand break repair via homologous recombination. The record is from RefSeq and is a predicted model, not a curated record. Lineage: Eukaryota; Metazoa; Arthropoda; Insecta; Coleoptera; Scarabaeidae. Gene Ontology annotation, cellular component: Shu complex.
CUUUUCUUAAUUAAUAUGAAUUCUAAUAAAUUAGAGUCAAUUUUAGUUUGUGAUAACGAUAUUGUUGGAUUAUUUAAGAUUGCUCUUAAAUUGGUAGAAAGUGGAAAAUACGUAUGGUUCAUUUCACCAGAACCAAUUACGAGUCUCCCUAAAAACGUAACACCUUCAACUAAAGAAGUAUUAAAAUUUUUAACUCUUUUGUACUUUAAAGACACUAGAGAGCUUUUAAAGCAUUUUAAUAGUAUCCAAACUUGGUUUAGGAUACCUGAAUUAAUUAUUAUAAUCGAUUUUCAUCAUUAUUUAGAUUGUGAAAAUAAUGAUUAUAAUCCAACAGAAAGUGCUUUUCUUUGUGCUUCAUUUCUAGACGCUGGCAAUGCAUGCAUAAAAAAAUUAAAUAAAUCUGUCUAUUUAAUAGCCUCAUUAGACUUAGAUAAAUGUAAAAAUAAAAAUGUACAAAUUUUAUUAGAUUUAUAUUUUAAUAAGAUAUCAAAUACUUCGGAGAUAAACAUAUAAAUUAUUUCUACAAA